Molecule: messenger RNA, 1469 nt
Organism: Hydractinia symbiolongicarpus
Lineage: Eukaryota; Metazoa; Cnidaria; Hydrozoa; Anthoathecata; Hydractiniidae
Product: general transcription factor IIH subunit 3-like
Exons: 1
Coding region: 36-929 (297 amino acids)
Biological process (GO): nucleotide-excision repair; regulation of DNA-templated transcription
Cellular component (GO): transcription factor TFIIH holo complex; transcription factor TFIIH core complex
Source: RefSeq, a predicted model, not a curated record
UAACAUUGUUAUGUUAUCUCUUUACAGAAAAAAAAAUGAUUGAAGACAGUACGAAUUUACUAGUUGUAAUUUGUGAUACGAAUCCUGGUUGGUGGGCCAACCACGAUGCAGUGAAUGACGAGAAGAGCUCCUUUAAGCAUUGUAUGGAAAGUCUGUUAGUGUUCUGCAAUUCCCACAUCAUGAUAAAUCACACAAAUAAGCUAGUUUUUAUUGCAUGCCAUCCAAAUGAAUGUUGUGUAGUUUACCCCACUCAGAACACGGCAAAAACAGACAGUAACGAAAGCAACUCGUCCAAAGAUGGGAAAUUUGAAGCUUUUGUCGACAUGAAUAAUAUUGUUAUGAGUAAACUUCAGGAGAUGGUAAAACAAGAAAACCCUGAUGAUACUACUUCAGCAGUACAGCCGUUAUUACUAUCUGGUGCACUGACAAAGGCGUUGUGUUAUAUUCAUAACCAUAGUGUUACAAAGGACGGAUGUGCGCGUAUUUUUAUUAUGAAAGCUUCUCCAGAUACUUCAGCGCAAUACAUGUCCAUUAUGAACUGCAUAUUUGCUGCCCAGAAAAAACGAGUUGUAAUUGAUUCGUGCUCACUUCUUAGGCAUUCUGGAUUUUUACAGCAAGCAUCGGACAUCACUGAUGGAACAUAUUUUAAUGUGGAGAAUCUUAGUGGGAUGCUGGAAUAUUUGUUAUGGGUGUUUUUACCGGAACCAGCUUUCCGGAGCAAACUGCACGUGCCGUCAGCGUUGCAAAUUGAUUACAGGGCUGCGUGUUUUUGUCAUAAGCAGUUGGUGGACGUUGGUUUUGUUUGCUCCGUGUGUCUGUCAAUAUACUGUCAAUUUAUGCCCAAAUGUCUAACGUGUCAAACUAGGUUCAAAUUACCACAAUUGUCUAUGUGCAAGCCAAAGAAAAGACGUAAAGAUAUAACUGCUUAAAAUAAUUUUUGUUGUUAAAUUGUGGUGGUUUGGGUAUGUUACACGUUACGUUCGUUUGUAAAAAUAUACAAAAGUUGUGUUUUUUCCCAACCACAAAAACAGGUGUCUAAAAAAAAAACCCACGUUCAAAAAAUGUUUUUAUAGUUCUUUAUGUGCGUAUUACUGACCUUGGAGGACCUAAAACUUACCUCUCAAUUUAAAAACGGGAAUGUUGUCUAAGAUUCUUCCAAAUUUCUUUGGUUCUUAUGUUGCUAGAGAUGGAAAAUUAUGUCAACGAGGCUAAUGCGAAUUCAUCAAUAUGAAUUUCUAAAACAGUAGUUUUUAUUUGAAAUUAACUUGUUCAUCUGUGUGUUUACACGCAUUUGUUUGAAUUGGGCGUCCUAUCCUAUGAAAGUUCAGUUUUAAGCCACCAUUUUGAAGUUAAGUCAUAUUCCUGGACCCUGUUUUUGAGAAGCGUGUGUUAGUUGUUGCUGGGAUAAAUUCUUUUUUUUUUUUUGCUGUAUGAUCUGUGUUUGAUCUGAAUAAAAUUCUUCCACUCCC